AGUUUUUAUUUACAUAACUACAAACAAAGCCAACGAAAUUUUAGAGCGUAGGUUAAGUUCGAAAUACUUUCUGCUUUCUAUAGUCCUAUUAUUAGAAAUGUUCCCUUGUAAAUAACAUUUUCUUGUAGUACAUAGGAAAAUCUGUAUUAUAUAUACCUAUACAUAUUUAUCAGAUUUAUAAUAAACAAUCUGAUUCAUAAAAUGGCUGAGACGGAAAAGAGGAAAGUUCCUUCCACUUUAAAAACUAUCCUAAGGUACGAUGCUGAAAUAACGAAAAGAUUUGUAAUAUGGGCAAAUAAUAUUUUAACUUUUCGAACCUUACGCACACACUACAGAGGCUUAGAGAUUUCAUGUCAUGGGAUCCCUUGGUUUGCAUUCUGGAUAGCCUUUACGUGGUUAUUUAACAACCCACAUCUCGUGGAAAUGCAAGUAAACAUACUUUUAGGUUUGUUGUUGGAUAUAAUAUUGGUUGCCGUAGCGAAAGCAUAUUUUAGAAGAAAAAGGCCAGUCCAAAACAAGGAUGAUGCCCUGGGACAGAUGGGUCCUGAUAUUUUUAGUUUCCCAUCAGGCCACGCGAGUAGAUCAAUAUUUGUUGUGUACUUUUUUACACGAUUAUAUCCAUUACCUAUUCUGUGUUAUGGCCCUCUUAUAGCUUGGGCCACUUCAGUUUCUUUAAGUCGUGUACUGAUGAGCAGACAUUACAUUUUAGACGUUUUGGGAGGAUGCUUAUUGGGAGUUUUUGAUGGAUUACUGCUAGAAUUAUUUUGGAUUAGCGAAGAGACUGCAAAAUCGUUGAUGUCAAUUGUGUCUGAUGAGAAAAUUGAUGGUGGAGAGUACCAUGUGUAAAUACUACUAUUAUUUUGUAUAUCGUUAAAUGUUUAUACCAAAAGUUGCUUACGUAUUAUUAACCAAAUGCAAUAAAUAAAUAUUUAGAAAAUAA
Anoplophora glabripennis (Asian longhorned beetle) is the source of this 940-nucleotide messenger RNA. RefSeq names its product phospholipid phosphatase 6. The transcript is spliced from 4 exons. The record is from RefSeq and is a predicted model, not a curated record. NCBI's taxonomy places the organism in Eukaryota, Metazoa, Arthropoda, Insecta, Coleoptera, Cerambycidae. Gene Ontology annotation, molecular function: sphingosine-1-phosphate phosphatase activity. Bases 202 to 846 code for a protein of 214 amino acids.